This is a messenger RNA of Glarea lozoyensis ATCC 20868, 1653 nucleotides long. RefSeq names its product histidine permease. Bases 1 to 1653 code for a protein of 550 amino acids. Lineage: Eukaryota; Fungi; Ascomycota; Leotiomycetes; Helotiales; Helotiaceae. The transcript has 5 exons. Gene Ontology annotation, molecular function: amino acid transmembrane transporter activity. Gene Ontology annotation, cellular component: membrane. The record is from RefSeq and is a predicted model, not a curated record. Gene Ontology annotation, biological process: amino acid transmembrane transport.
AUGGAGUCCGAAAAAGCUGUGCACAUCUCGGAAGAGAAACCAACCUAUGAUGACAAGAAUGUUCGAUCUUCAACAUCUGAUCCCGAAUUUGGUGAAGGAGAGGCAAUUGAGACAACCAAAAGAGGUUUGAAGGCUCGCCAUGCCCAGAUGAUUGCCCUUGGUGGUACAAUUGGUACUGGUCUGUUCGUUGGAUCCGGAGGAACACUCGCAACAGGUGGACCGGCGUUCAUUCUCGUUGCUUAUAUUAUCCUAUCGAUCUUGGUUUUAUUCGUUGUCACUGGAAUAACUGAGGUUGCGGCCUAUUUACCUGUUAGCGGUGGUACGAUGAGUUAUUACGGACAUCGCAAUGUCUCAAACUCACUCGGUUUCGCCAUGGGCUGGCUAUACUUCUAUUCGCUUGGUAUACUAGUACCUUACGAGAUUACUGCUGCUGGUCUUGUAAUCGACUAUUGGAAUUCGCCUGUCAAUAUUGGUGUUUGGAUUACGAUAUUCAUCAUUGUUAUUGUUGGGUUAAAUACUCUACCGGUCCAAUUCUAUGGCGAAACCGAGUUCUGGUUCGCUUCAUUGAAAGUGUUCAUGAUGAUUGGUCUAUUGGUUCUCUCGUUCAUCCUCUUUUGGGGAGGUGGUCCGAAUCAACAUGGCAUUUUAGGUUUUCAUAACUGGAAAGAUCCGGGAGCUACAACGACAUAUCUAAGAAGUGGUGGAACAGGAACAUUCAUUGCUUUCUGGAAAGUGAUUGUUCUUUCCGCCUUCCCGUUUACCUUCGCACCGGAGUUGUUGGUUGUUACUGGUGGUGAGAUGAAGUCUCCAAGACGCAACCUUCCAAUAGCUGCCAAACGAUACUUCUAUCGACUAGUCUUCUUCUACAUUGGAAGUGUCCUUGCCAUAGGAAUCAUCUCCCCAUUCAAUGCUGCUGCCCUCACAGACGGUGGCGUAGGUGCCAAAUCCUCAGCCUUUGUGGUCGGAAUUCAAGAAGCGGGUAUCUCAGGUCUGGGCAGCGUUAUCAACGCAAUCAUCAUCACGUCCGCAUGGUCUUCUGGAAACUCGUUCCUCUACAUGUCAUCCCGCUCACUUUACUCUCUCGCUGUUGCUGGGAACGCUCCAAAGAUCUUUACCAAAUGCACAAAGGGUGGUGUGCCUUACAUGGCGGUCGCAGCAGCGUCAUUAUUUUCUCCUCUCGCAUAUCUCAAUUGCGCAAACAGUGGUUCUAUUGUCUUCGCCUGGUUUGUAAACCUUACCAACACUUCUGGGUUUAUUUCCUGGAUCUGCUGCUGUAUCGUCUACAUUCGAUUCCGCAAAGCGACUGUGGUCCAAAACCUCCCUCGCGAAGCCAUUCCUUACCGUUCCAUAGUUCAGCCAUACGGUGCAUGGAUUGCCAUGGUCGCUUUCAUCAUCCUCACGCUCAUCAACGGAUUCGAUGUUUUCUUCCCAGAGAAAUUCAAUGCUAGUUCGUUCCUUACGGCCUAUGUUGGUAUUCCGUUGUUCUUGGUGAUUUACUUUGUGCAUCGCGCCUUUCACUGGAGUGAUAAGUGGGCGCAUGCUAGUGAGGAUGUGGAUUUACAUAGCGGCAUUGAUGUAGUCAUUGCUAAUGAGGUUGCGGAGCCGGUUGGACCUGUUACUUGGAAGAAGAAGAUGCAGGGGUGGUUUACAUAG